Emiliania huxleyi CCMP1516 is the source of this 654-nucleotide messenger RNA. RefSeq lists its product as hypothetical. Lineage: Eukaryota; Haptophyta; Isochrysidales; Noelaerhabdaceae. The transcript has a single exon. The coding region runs from base 1 to 654 and encodes 217 amino acids. Gene Ontology annotation, molecular function: serine hydrolase activity. The record is from RefSeq and is a predicted model, not a curated record.
AUGCUGCUGGGCCGACGACGCCAGAUAACUCGGACAGUCUGGGAUCGCCUCGUCUGCUCACGAGCAGCGCACUCACUCCCGCCGCACACCAUCUUUCUGCCAGCCGGCCGCGACUCGACAAAGGAGCGGGCCCAGCGAGCGCUGCCGGCCGGGCGAACCCCGGUCGCCUGCUUGCUCGGCUGGGUCGGCUGCGGCGAGCGGGCGUUGCGCAAGUACGCUGACCUUUACACUCGCCGCGGCGUCGACGUCAUCGCGCUGCUCCUCAAGCCGCAACAUGUCGCACUGCCCGUCUCGCGUGGCGAAAGCACGAUGAAAUGUAUCGCCGACGUCCUAUCUGCGGCCGAUACGCGGGAGAGGCCCAUAAUGGUGCAGGGCUUCUCGGCGGGCGCCUUUAUGUACGGCAACCUCUUGACGGAGCUGGGCCGUCGCGGUGCAGAGGGCGCCGACUUUGCGGCUCGCAUCAAGGGCUCCGUCUGGGACAGCCCCGUCGACGCGAGCGGCGUGCCCUUUGGGCUGAGCCGGGCCAUUAUGGACGGCGGUGUCGCCGGCCGGUCGGAGGGGACGGUGGGCCAGCGGCUGCUGCAGAGUGCGCUCGAGGCGUACCUCUCUCCGAGCGGCCCGAUGAGGCAGUACUACCAGGCCUGUUACCUAUGA